Molecule: messenger RNA, 8690 nt
Organism: Drosophila rhopaloa
Lineage: Eukaryota; Metazoa; Arthropoda; Insecta; Diptera; Drosophilidae
Product: sodium/potassium/calcium exchanger Nckx30C
Exons: 8
Coding region: 1-2667 (888 amino acids)
Biological process (GO): calcium ion transmembrane transport; intracellular calcium ion homeostasis
Cellular component (GO): membrane
Molecular function (GO): calcium channel activity; calcium, potassium:sodium antiporter activity
Source: RefSeq, a predicted model, not a curated record
AUGUUGCAGCCAACAACAUGCAGCAAACAGCAACAGCAGAGGCAGCAACCAGCAAUCGCAACAGCAGCAGUGGGAGGAGCAGCGGUCCAGGAGCUGCUUCGGCAAACCGCAGCUAAAGAUCAUGGAGCCUUAGCAGCAGCAACUGCAGCAACAGCAACUGCAGCAACAGCAACUGCAACAGCAGCAACAGCGAGCCGCAACACUUGGUGCCACAGCGACAACAUGUUGCCCGUAGGCCGCACCAGCAGCACAACGAUAGACUUCAAUAGUCGCCGGCGGAGGGGGCGCCUACGAGGACACGCCUCCUUUGUCCUGGCGGAGAACAAGCAACACCAAGCUACGAUACUGGACGAGUGUGUAAAUAUUUUCAAGCGCUUAGUAUUAUUAACAUUAAAAACAAUAUCAACAACAACAAUAACGAAAGCAAAGACAAGAAGCAGAACAGCGGCGAUACCAGCGAUACCAGCAACACCAGCAACACCAGCAACGCCUGCAACAUCUGCAACAUCUCGUGGUGCCUCAGUGGAGCAGAUGCAGAUGCUGCUCCACCCAAGCAGCCGAAGCCGCUGCAGAAAUCGCUGCCUCCGCCUUCCGAUCUACAGCAUCCUGCUGCUCUGCCUGGCCACUCAGGGACUGGGAUUAGGAGAUGCCGCCAAGCCCAAGUCGGCCAAGCAGCACUUCGGCGGCAGCAGCAACAGCAACAGCCCGAACCAGAACCAGAACCACAACGAUGUCCUGGGCGGGGUGGGUGCCCCAUCCCAAACGUCCGGCGAGGACGAGGCCGAGAUCAUGUACCCCUUCCAGUCCGGGGAGCAGAUGUUCGGCCUGGAGGAGGACCAGGAGCAGGACCAGGAGCUCAACUCCAAUGCAGUUCCCGGCUCUGACGAGGAUAAUGCGGCCAAUCAACGUGGUAUCAAUGACACGCACAACGAUAACUCGACCACCACGAAAACGCCACUAUUCCCGAAAGACCUAUUCACGAAAGAACAGCUUGAGAACGGCGCUGUCAUCCUGCACAUCAUUGGGGUGAUUUAUAUGUUUGUGGCGCUGGCCAUUGUCUGCGAUGAAUUCUUCGUGCCUUCCCUUGACGUAAUCAUUGAAAAGCUCGGCAUCACGGACGAUGUGGCCGGCGCGACGUUUAUGGCGGCGGGUGGCAGUGCCCCUGAGCUCUUCACCAGUGUGAUUGGCGUUUUCGUGUCGUUCGACGACGUGGGCAUUGGUACGAUCGUUGGCUCCGCUGUGUUCAACAUCCUCUUCGUGAUCGGCAUGUGUGCGCUUUUCUCGAAGACGGUCUUGUCACUCACCUGGUGGCCUUUGUUCCGGGACUGCUCGUUCUAUAGCAUCAGCCUGCUGGUGCUGAUCUACUUCUUCCGGGACAACCGCAUCUUCUGGUGGGAGGCCCUCAUCCUGUUCACCAUCUACAUCGCCUACGUGGCCUUCAUGAAGUGGAACGUCCAGGUGGAGACGUGCGUCAAGAAGAUGAUUACCAAAAACAAGGUGACUCGCGUCAGAAGUACAGAUCAACUUAUGCCAGCAGGUAAUGCGGCCAACUCCUCGGAAACAUCGAUGGCCACCCAGCCGGGCGGCUCCGUAACUUCGCGGGCGGCCAGCGAAACCCGCUCCGGUCCUCAUGGAUCGGGCACCGCGGGCGCCACAGGUAAUAGCAGCGGCGGGGGCGGCACCUCGGGUAGUACUCAGACCGGUGCCAAGUUCCGCCACGGCCUGUUACAGCUAAUGAUACACACGAUAGAUCCACUACACGAUGAUGAUGUUCCAGGCAAAGUGGACGAGAAGGCGACGCAGCUGCACGCCAUUGCCUCGCUGAAGGUUUUACUAGAUGCCACCAAACCACAGCGCGGUGGUGCCACCACCUCGGCGGCCAACCACGUCAAGAUCAACCUCAAGGAGACCACGUUGGCCGAUCGUCCCAAUGGGAACAUCGACACCACCCUCGACUCGCCAUCGUUGAGUGGUCGACGUCCUAGCUGGAUUGAGCAGAGGGUCAAAAUUCAGACACGCAAAUUUAGCAUCAAAGCGCCCGAAAUCGAGGAUGAUCCGGAGCCCCUGAGCAUGGCCUGGCCGGACACGGCGCGGAAGCGGCUCACCUACGUCCUGGUGGCCCCGCUCCUGGUGCCCAUGUGGCUCACACUGCCCGACACGCGGACGCCCCGCGGCAAGCGCUUCUUUCCGGUCACCUUCAUCGGCUCCAUCGUGUGGAUAGCGGCCUUCUCCUACCUGAUGGUCUGGUGGGCCAACGUGGCCGGCGACACGGCGCGCAUUCCGCCCGAGGUCAUGGGUCUGACCUUCCUGGCGGCGGGCACAUCCAUUCCGGACUUGAUUACCUCGGUGAUUGUGGCACGCAAGGGAUUCGGCGACAUGGCCGUGUCCAGUUCCGUGGGCAGCAACAUAUUCGACGUGACCGUGGGCCUGCCGAUCCCGUGGCUGCUGUACGGAAUCAUCUACGGGGCGCCCGUGGAGGUGAACUCGGUGGGCAUGGUCUGCUCCAUAACCAUCCUGUUUAUGAUGCUGGUGUUCGUGGUGAUGUCGAUCGCCUGCUUCCGCUGGCGCAUGAACAAGGGGUUGGGCUUCACCAUGUUUCUGUUGUAUUUUGUCUUUGUCGCCGUGUCGCUGAUGUUCGAAUACGACCUGAUCACUUGCCCCUUUUAAGGGCAAGGGCAAAGACAAAAGUUGGCAACAGUUACCGAGUUAGCCGAGUUACCCGAGUUACCAAGUUACCCGAGCUAUCGAUCCACCAAGGAUGUCCGGAUGCCGCCGAGGACGAGACAAGGACCCCGUCUGUCUCACACCCAAUUAGCUAAAUUAUAUACAAGCAAAUUAAUUAAUGAUUAACAAAUGAAUUAACAAUGGACUAAAGCUAAAUAAUCGAAUUGUUAAACAGACACAGAUGCAGACAAACACCGCCACAGAAUCACCCACAGAUACACACCACUACACACACCAUACACACACACACACACACACGUGCGAAAGCGAUAGUGAAAUAACGAAAUCGAAUACUUAACGUUAACAAAUGCGAGUUAGUUAGUGCCAGCGUUUCUUUUUCGAAAGACAUUUACUUUAAAGUGUUUAGCGCAGCUUUUUAACGCAAGCAGACCCCCCCAAACCCCAAACUACCCUUAACUCUAUGAAUCUAUGAAUCUUUGCCCCCAAAACUAUCGUAUCUAUCUACGACCUACUACCAAAAACUAGCGAGAAGGAAACACGACAAUGGCUUCCCAACCACUACUAACUAUCUACCUAACGUUUGGGUUUUAACUACAAGCAUAAGAAACCAGCAAAAGUAUGUAUCUACAAAUAUAUAUGAUUAUCUCGGCACAAGGCACCCUAUAUACGGUACGAUACGAUACGAUAUGAUACGAUACGAUACGAUAAAGGAAAUCAGCAUCCAACCAAGCGAUCAGUGCUAAUGUUUUGUGUUGAGCUCUUUCGGUUCGAUCGAUCGAUGUCGAUCGAGCGGAAUGCCUUUCAUUUGCGUGCUCUACUAAGAUUUCUCCCAAAAGCUUUAUCCAGAGCCUAUCUAAACUCUAUCUAGUUUACGACUUAUAAACAUAAUACUUAUAUACCCACUCACACGCACACUUACAUGGCAUACUAUAUAUUGACCUGUAUUGAUUAAGUGAUAAUUUGCGUACUUAUUGAACAAGCAAACGAACAAAUCGAAAACUCUCAAAGUAAGCUACAAUUGUACUCGAAUUCAAAACAAAAUCGAAACGAAUGUAGGGCGUACUUUAAACAUUUUGCUAAAGCAUUUGCCGUGCAUCCAGACCAGAGCAUUAUGAUUAUCGAUUCCAGUCCGAUGCUUUUUCUAAUUCUUAUUCUAGUUAUGAUUAUGAUUCUAGUUCUGAUCCCGAUUCUAGUUCUAAUUCUAAUUCUGAUUCAUGUUGGCGUGUAGCAGGAGCAGAGUUUAAAUUUAACUUUAAAUUGAAGCCAUAUUUAUUAUAGACUACUUCAAAUCCAAAAACAAAAACUAAGCCUACAAAAAUCCAAAAAAAAAAACCUAUUUCAUAUACUUUUUGCUUAAUGAAGUCCCCCAAGUACAUAUAUAUGAGCAUAUUAACGUAUUUAUAUAUAAACGACAUAUAAGACGAUAUUUAACGAAAUAUGAAACAAAAUCAACUUGCUCUCUUUAUUUAGAAAGUACGUAACAUUUUUCUAAACUAAAAACCCUAAACUCGUAAUACCAAGUGGCCGCAAAACCGAAGAAAUGCAAAUGGAAAAGAAACCCAAAUAAUUUAACAUAAAACGCAUACAUAUAUACACCUAAAUAUAAACAUACAUACAUAUAUAUAUAUAUAUAUAUUUUAUAUAUACCAGAAGAUAACUUACUAUAUAUAUAUGCAACUAUACUUAAGUAGGCAAUGUAUCUAACGGAUAUCCGACGUUUGCAUAUGGCUCGCAGUCAAGUUAAGGAAGCGACAGAACAGCACACAGAUACAGAUACAGAUACAAACACACUCGUACACUCAGAACAAAAAGCAAUAAUUUUUAUUACCAGUGAAUUAGAGGAGGCUGCAGUGGCAUCGCACUAUAUGCAUACUCCUAUAUGUACGACAUGCGAUAAUCGACACCCAAAUCUGUACACUGAAGCCAAGUCAGGUCGGCAGUGGUAACGCAUCGGAAAUAAUUAUAUAUGCAUUCACAUUCGCAGAAUUAUAUACUGAAUCUACUGAGCAAUGCGAUGUGCAGAAUUAACGUAACUAAGUGGCUGCUCUUACACCCCAUGGGUGCAGUGCAUUCGAUUGCACACAGAUAUGAAUAUACAUAAUUAAAUAAUAAUAUAAUAUACGCAUGUAGGAUAUGGACAGGUCAGAGGUCACAACAGCAGAACAGGAGCAGUGCGAGGAUUGUCAGGGAACGAGGUGGAGACAAUGUAUAAAUCUCGAAGGACCCACAUAGCAGACACCACAUCCCUUCAUCUGCCCAAGAGUAAUCCUUGUACCGAUCCAGCGGAGAAUUGGCUGAGAACUUCUUAGGGGUUCUCUCAAAGCCUCAAGAUGUAUACUUUCAACUUAUAAAUUAAAUUGGCUUAUUCCGAAUAUGCAUUUUGUAUGAAUACCAAUUUAGGUAGACCAAAAAGAAUUAAUGAACCUAUAAUACCCAAUUGACUUUCAAUUUUAUUUUAUUGCCUCUACUGUUAUAUCAAAUAUAUUCCUGCCCCUAAGUUUCUUUAAAUUUUAAAAUCCCACUUACAUUUCUUCAAAAUAAAAUAAGCCUUUAUCUAUAUUGGCACAGCUACUAUACCUCUUUUCUAUCUGGUUAGGUCUUUACAUUAUCUAUAACAAUUGAUUAACUUUCCACUUCUUCCCUAAUUUUGUAUCUCAGCCACUCCAAGCAUUUCUCAAUGUAGCUCUUAAUUCCAAAAAUGGUCGACUUUAGUCCUUCUAUAUUGAUAUAUACGACCUGGUAUCGUAUAUAUCCCAACUAGCAAGCUCACUUCUCACGAGUAGAUUGCCUCGGUCGCCAGGCUUUAACAGAGACAACUUCCAAGAACAAACAACAAAUUAACUUAAACUUUUAUACAUGCUGUAUGUUAAACUAAUGACAACAAAGGAUACCAAAAACUAAAUCGAAUAGAAAAAACCUAAAAAAAUAUCUUCCAAAUUAACUUUAAAACCAAGUCAUAUUUAUUAUAUAAAAAUAAAAUACUUGAGAACGAAACACUCACACUUAACUACAUCUUAUUAGAACCUAACAAGAAAAUGGAAAAGCACACCCAGCAAUUACUUGUACUGAAGAUUUCCCUCUUUCACACACACAAACACACACACUCGCAUCUAAGCUAUCACACACAUAUUCAAACAUAUCGCGCCCACUUUUCUAUCUUAAAUGGUACAAAUCCGAAUAAGGGAUUUACGAUGUCCCGAAUGAAAACACACUAACAUUGAGAAUUGAGAAAUUGUUAACGAAUUAAGACGUUUGGCUUUGUGAUCGAAGCGAUUGUAACGUGGAAAUUCUCUCAUUGUUAACCAAAAAGUUAUAGAAAAUGCAAUAAUCGGUAUCCCAUUGGGCAUCUCCCCCUAAAUCCUGCCCCAUCCAUCCCAUAAGUCCUUCCAAAAUCAUUCACCAACGACGCACACACACCACACAAAAUUGUCGAGUGGCGUAGAAGUCUCGCUUUAAAGCAACGUAAAUAAGAGGAAAUAUAUACAAGAAAUAUAUAUAUAUACAGAUAUAUAUAUAUAUAUGAAAUUGUUAUGGUUAUAGAUUUUUAACAAGUUGAAUAAUUGCGUAAAAAGUAAAAGUAUAACAAAAAUACAAAAAAAUUGUUGAAACAUUAGCAAAAGCGUUCAUAAAACAUAAACGAAGCGUAAGAAUGGAAAUAAUAAUAAUAAUAACGAAACAGAACAAACCAAAUCGAACCGAAAGAUAUAGUAAUGCUAUAUAUACUUUAUGAAAUAUUUAACUAUGAAAAUAAAAAUCAUUGUUUGAAAUUAAAGUGAAAAAAGUAAACUUACAAAAAAAAAAAGCCCAAAAGAAAACAAAUUUUGUGUUUGCUAAUUUUGUGUCCUUGACCAAAUUUUGAGUUUGCAGAAAAAUCAACCGUAAGUAUACCCAAUUGAUUCUUAUGUUUUAAACGUAAUUGGCAUGAUUAGAUAUUCGAUGUUCAAUGUUCGAUGUUUUCAAAUGAAAUUAGCAAACACAACAAGCACAGACCAUUCGGAAGCAUUUCUAGAUAUCUGGCCGUACUAAUCACGCUCUCGAGUCAAUCACCUAUAACAAUCGUCUUGAUCAAGAAAUACCGAAAUACCGAAUUACCGAAUUACCACAUAACGUCUACGAGUAUAAACGAACGAGCACAUAAUCAUUAAUUUCAGCUUUAAAUAAUCUACGAACUAGACCUAAACCGUAUAUGGAACACACGGAUAUUUAUUAACUUUUAUAAGCCAGUAUACGUACCAUAUAGCGAGUGGUAUCCAAGUGGAUUACUUUUUUAAUACUUAAUACGACUACGAAUACAAAAUAGAACACGUGAAAUGCAAUGUAUGCAAUACUUAUAUUCGAUUAUACAAUAUUUAGAGACCGUUUCAAGUUGCGUCCGUUGUUUAGACAGAGAAACACAGCAAACAAUAAAUUGUCAGUCAGUUGCCAGCGGCUUCGAUUUGAUUUGAAUUUUGAUUUGGAUUUUGAUUACCGAAACCAAACGAUUACCGAUUAACGACAAUGCGAAUAUGAAGCAAACAUGAUAUGAUAUAUAUGAAUCCAGUAAAAAGUAAUAGUUAACAUAUUGGUAGACUAAUUUAAAGAUUUUAUAGCGUUUUCAAAUUUAUAAGUGUAUAAACCGGAUGCGUUUAUUAUUUGUAAUGCCAGCGAUCAGCCGAUCGACAUCGAAUGUCAGCAUAUAUAGCAUAUAUAGCGCGUGAACAUAUAGCCGUCGUGUGUAAUACAGUUAUCAUUACCCACCAAAGUAUAUUUUGCGUUGUUGAGUUUCGAUCGUUGUACUUUUGAAUUUUACCUUACGAGUGUGUAUUUUUUCGAAACAAACACCAGCGGACCGAUCGAUAGUGGCGUGUAAUUAAUGCAGACGGGUGUGUAAUUUUAAUAGCGAACAAUGAGAGUAUUAUAAUAACAGACAUUAAUUUUAACAACUGAUACGCUUCUAGCACAUAAGAUUGUACAAAUGAUUUAUACGAAUAAUACGAUAAACCAUGAAAAGAAAGCGGAAAAAGAACAAAGUCGGUUCAGAUAUUCAGUUGACCCAGUCUUUAAACAAAGCCUCUUAGUCAUAGAAGGAGUAGUUCCCCUCCCUCCCCAAGAUCCCAAUCCCCAGCUGAUCUCACUAUAUAUCUUUGUGGCGAACCAGAGAGCUCGAAUGAUGAGUAUUUAUGGUGGAAUACAGCAAGUUAUUUACUUUAUACAAGUACGUCUAGUUAACGACAUUUAGAUUUUAUACAAAACACACCCAGUCACACGCAGUCAUUAGUUCCCCGACCCAAACCGAACCGAACCGAACCCCCCCUUCCCCCAGCAGACUCAUCAGUUAACAGAGAUCAUCAAAAUCGAGCGAGGAGUAAAAACAAAUCAAAUAUAUAGUCAAUUUCUAACGAUACAUGCAAACAUAUAUGGCUGGCACUCAAGAUAUAUAUAUAAAACAAAAGUAUAUGAAGUUAUAUAAAGCAUUUUAAGGAUCGUAAACUGGAAAAUGAGCAGAUAGAUCGGGGUGGAAACCACACUUAUGUAAAUCAAAACGAAGCUAUAGCGAAUAAACCGAAAUGUUAACUAGUUAUUUAGGUGAAAUAUACAACAAACCACACUCAGAUGCAGAGGCAGAUGCAGAUGCAGAUACAUAUACAUUUACAUCGAACCGUUAACAAGGCUUUGAAAGCUCAGAAAAAGAUGAAUUACUCAAGCAGACACUCGAACACGACACAAGGACACGAAUGUUAACGACGGGUUAAAAUCCGUAAAAACCAGAGUUGUAGCAGAGCCGCAGCAAACGAAAAAAGGGCCGUUUAAUGAAUUUUUGUUAUCAACCAAGAAAACAAAACGAAAUGCGACUGCAGUAAGCAUGUUGCGAAAACGAAAACAAAAACGAAGUUAAUGUUCAAACUAACUAAUAUAUAACGAAUAUUAUAUAAUACAACAAACUUAGACUGUAUGUUAUUUUCUCAAUACAAUAUCUAUAAAAAACAAUAAAAACAGAUUCAAUAAAAUGAGUUAUCCAAUGGCAA